Molecule: messenger RNA, 288 nt
Organism: Knipowitschia caucasica
Lineage: Eukaryota; Metazoa; Chordata; Actinopteri; Gobiiformes; Gobiidae
Source: the annotation of a GenBank genome assembly
AUGGGGGCACAGAAAAGGAGGGCUGGAUUUGGGCUGCGAGGAGUGCGACAUGUAGUGCAGCAUCUGUCUCUGAGCAACAGCUCUCAGCCCGAGCACCUCUGCUCCGCGCUCGCUGUUCACUCGAGUGACUCCUGGUUUGAUAAAACACCAGCGCAGAGCUGCCCGGCCCCCGCCAACUCUCGCAUCCGCAAUGUGCACUUAAUCUGCCAGGAGGACCCUCCACAGCGCGCUACAAUCAUUAGGGACCCCGCGCGCAGCCAAUCGAACACGCGCAUCGGAGCGGCAUAA